Messenger RNA from Cephus cinctus (wheat stem sawfly), 606 nucleotides. RefSeq names its product atrial natriuretic peptide-converting enzyme. Gene Ontology annotation, cellular component: plasma membrane. Gene Ontology annotation, molecular function: protein binding. Lineage: Eukaryota; Metazoa; Arthropoda; Insecta; Hymenoptera; Cephidae. The record is from RefSeq and is a predicted model, not a curated record.
UGUGCAUAAACGGAUUCGAGUGUGACUCAACAAGAUGCAUUCCCGUCGAUUGGCGCUGCGAUGGUCAUGUUGAUUGUGCCGAUCAAAGUGAUGAGAUUGGAUGUGGCGAGUGUGAGUCUUCUCAAACAGCAUCGCCGAAUGGUAAAAAGGGCAAGAAGAACGUUAAUAAGAAUUCCUUAACCAAACCAACGCUGCAUUGUGGCGAACGCAGAUGCAUGUCUUCUUCUCACGUUUGUGACGGUGUAAUGGAUUGUCCCUGGGGUCAAGACGAGCGCAAUUGUUUGAAGCUUAGCGAGAGAAAUGGAGACAUCGGGAGAGGAAGCCUCGAAGUGUAUCAUGCAGAAAAGGGAAAAUUUUUGCCAGCUUGUAUUACUCACUGGGAAUCGACCUUAGCGCAUACUGUCUGUUCCCUUCUGGGUUACAGGAUUGCAGACUCAUCGUCGCUCUGGACACGGGCCAGCAAUGGUACUGUUGUAGAAUCGCAGGUCGAGACUUCGCAGCAAUGGAGACUGGCACAAAAAUCACAAAUCAAUCUGUUGAAGGAAUUCCAGGAAUGUGAGGAUCCGACAGAACACUCGACAGUCGAACUAACUUGUUCCGAAUACU